Messenger RNA from Lingula anatina, 2670 nucleotides. Its product is annotated as monocarboxylate transporter 13-like. Lineage: Eukaryota; Metazoa; Brachiopoda; Lingulata; Lingulida; Lingulidae. The record is from RefSeq and is a predicted model, not a curated record. Gene Ontology annotation, molecular function: monocarboxylic acid transmembrane transporter activity. Gene Ontology annotation, biological process: transmembrane transport.
AAUGUUCCUAACCCUAACUUUUUAACAGAAAUGCCUUUUUAGGGCCGGGGAAAUAAAAUUAGCUUGGUUGGAGACAUCAAGCGGAUGUGAACAGGAACAAAAAGCUUAAUCUCAUGGUGAAUGAACCUAGAUAGAAAACUCUUGGUGAAUGGAGGUAAACCUAAACCAGGGUCCACGCAGAAAAAGCACUCCAUAUAGGCAUGUAGCCAAUUGCCAUCACGGGUCACACGGUGCAGCAAAGCCACGUGGUCUUAAAAAAGACUGGGGUAUUACUGUGCCAGAAUCCUACAAAAUAGGCCGGCCAGUUUGCCACUCCCAUAGGCGCAGAAGUCGUAUCCUGCAAUUUUCUUUCCUGUGAUUAUUCUUUUUUGUUACAGAAAUGCCUUCUUUGGGGCUAGGGAUGUAAAGUUAGCUUGGUUGUUACUUAUGAAAUAUUGAACCUUUUUGCAAUAUGACCGCAAGUUUGUGGGGGGGAAAUGCAAAAACAGUCGGAAAUUGACAUAUUCCUUAUUUGUAACUGUAGCGAAUGUAUUUUCUGUCGAAGGAACACACUACGAUUACUGACAUCACCCUAGCAUGUUACUAUUUAAAAAAAAAAACAAAAUGGCCGCCAAAACAACAUUAAAGGGUAUAAGUCGUAAAAGCAGUAUAUUUUUGGUAUUAUUUUCUGAUUAAAACCAUCUCUGCCUUCCGUUUUUCUGUUCAUUGUGACUUUUCGUUAACCAUAAUCUUUAACUGUCAUUAUCAGCUUGUUUGACGUUCAUCUUAUGCUUGCUGAGGGCGUAAGCUCCUUUUGUAAUUUUACUUCUCUAGUCACAGAGAUUGCAUUUCUGUAAAAAGGACUUAUAUUAUAAGAAAGACCUCUGUAGGGUUAGUGUUCUGACAACUUAAGUAUAAGCGAAGUGACUGAAAGACAACAAGGAGCAUGCAAAGACACCAAACGGUUGAGGAAAACACUGGUAGGACUGCAGGUUGGAGAUUUUACCUUAAAUUAAAGGUCUUAGCCUUUUUUUAUUCUUGUUGCACUCAUUUAAUGUAUCUUCAAAAGUCUAAUUAUGCUGGAAACACAGCUCCAAGUUCAUCGUGUGACGUUAUAUUGGGAUUUUUGGGGUAAAAACAUCAUUUUCGGUUUUCUGAUUUUCUCAGGCACCUGGAUAGCUAUAAACAUGCUUUUAAUGGUAUCAUAACAUUUGAACGAAGUACUACAAAAGGGGUUCGGGGAUUUUUCUUUAAAGACUUACUAUUGAUUUUAUCUAUAAAAACGUGAUUUUUAUCCCUAUUUGAGUACAGUCCCACCUUAAGUACAUGUAACACGAUUUUAUGUUUACUGAUAUUUUGCUGACCUAUUCAUUUGGAGGGGAGCUAUAUAACGCUGUUCGUUUGUUUGUCUGUUUGUUUGUUUGUUUGCUUGCUUGCUUGCUUGCUUGCUUGUUUGUUUGUUUUACAGGUACCCCAUUGACAGUGUACUAUGUGUUCCUACUAUCCCUUAGCAGCUUGAUAUAUUUGGCAUUGGCAGAGUUUGGUCACCUUGACCUUCGGCAAGUUGUAGCUAUUGGACUUACCUUCAUGGUGCUGGGGCUGUUGCUGACGUCACUUUUAAAUGGAGCCCUGACUGUGGCCAUAUCUUUUGGCAUUAUAUAUGGGACUGGCUGCGGGUUGGUUCUCGUUUGUACGUAUUCAGUGAUAGCUCUCUGGUUUCCAUGGUCACACAAGUACCACGUGUUUACAACCAGUUCGUUGAGCAACAUGAUGCCUGUUGGCUCGGUAAUUGUGAACAACGUUAGUGCCCUGAUGUGCUCAAAUCCGGCACUGGGUUGGCGUUGGGCGUUCCGAAUUUAUGCAGUUAUCAUUUCUUCUUUGGGUAUUCUUCUACUACUGGUAUACGGACACCCGCCAAAGUCAUCAAAUGAACAACGUUGCUGUCCAUUAGACGAAAGGUCAGACUUCCUGCAAAAACCACCUUGGACUAUAGGUUCCAAAAUUACCAUUUAUGGACUAUGGGCCAUGGCAAUAUGUUGUAAGGGGUUCGCUUUCUUUUUGCCUUUUGUUAUACUACCAAAACACGUGACCGACCUCGGAUAUAAGGAGAACGAAGCAGAAUAUGUGAUGACUGUUCUAGGAAUCACGGGCCUGAUAGGACAGAUGUUUUCCUCUUUUGUAGGAGACUAUCUGAAAGGAAAGUUAAUGGUGGUGAAUGUGGUUGCAGCAGCUUUGCUCGCAGUUAAUAAUAUCAUCGCCGCAUAUUCGACAUCUUUGACUGGUGCGUUUAUAUAUAGUGCCAUCACUGGUCUGGCUUUUGGUCCAUAUAAUGCCGGGUACUUUGCUGUCUUCAAUGAGGUCAUGGACGGCGAGAACGUUGACACGUUAUUUAUGACAACGCGUUUAAGUAAAGGCGUUGGAGCUACUACGGGUCCUUAUUUGGCAGGCUAUAUCCGUGACGUCACAAGGAGUUACUACGCAGUGUUUCUAUCUAUUGCGUCAUGCUUCGGUGUGUUUGUCCUAACAACGGGUGUAAUUAUAUUCAUCAACAAGUGGAGGAACUUGAAAAGUAUAGAACUGAUGAAGAAUAGCAUUUUGUAUGAGUAAAUACUACAAAACCAGAUUUCUCGUGUUGUUUCUUAGCUUUAAACAGUCAAAAUUUGUCCGAAAUUUCAUUUUAAGAAAUCAUUC